CCCAGGCACAGGCAGCCUGGACACCAGCACAGCUCUCCGCCUCGCCUCUGCCCCGUCUCUGCCCGCUCCGGCAAACCUGUCAGGGCCAGAGUGAACCAGCGACAGCAUGGCCACAAAGUGUGUGAAGUGUGGACCCGGCUACUCCACCCCUCUGGAAGCCAUGAAAGGACCACGGGAGGAGAUCAUCUACCUGCCCUGUAUUUACCGAAACACCGGCAUUGAGGCCCCGGAUUAUCUGGCCACCGUGGAUGUUAACCCCAGGUCCCCUCAAUAUUGCCAGGUCAUCCACCGGCUGCCCAUGCCCUACCUGAAGGAUGAGCUGCAUCACUCCGGCUGGAACACCUGCAGCAGCUGCUUCGGCGACAGCACCAAGUCACGCAACAUGCUGGUGCUCCCGUGUCUCAUCUCCUCCCGCAUCUAUGUGGUGGACGUGGCCUCAGAGCCCCGCGCCCCGAAGCUGCACAAGGUCAUCGAGGCCAAGGAGAUCCAAGAAAAGUGCGGCCUGAGCUACCUGCACACCAGCCACUGCCUGGCCAGCGGGGAGGUCAUGAUCAGCACCCUGGGAGACCCCAAGGGCAAUGGCAAAGGGGGGUUCGUGCUGCUGGACGGGGAGACUUUUGAGGUGAAGGGGACGUGGCAGCGGCCUGGGGGCGAGGCGCCCCUGGGCUACGACUUCUGGUACCAGCCCAGGCACAAUGUCAUGAUCAGCACCGAGUGGGCAGCUCCCAACGUCUUCAGAGACGGCUUCAACCCUGCUGAUGCGGAAGCCGGGCUCUAUGGGAGCAAUCUGCACAUUUGGGACUGGCAGCGCCACGAGCUGGUGCAGACUCUGCCCAUGAAAGACGGGCUCAUCCCCCUGGAGAUCCGCUUCCUGCAUGACCCGGCAGCUUCCCAGGGCUUCGUGGGCUGUACCCUCAGCUCCACCAUCCAGCGCUUCUACAAGAACGAGGCAGGCUGUUGGUCAGUGGAGAAGGUGAUCCAGGUGCCACCCAAGAAAGUGAAGAACUGGUUACUGCCCGAAAUGCCAGGCCUGAUCACCGACAUCCUGCUGUCCCUGGAUGACCGCUUCCUCUACUUCGGCAACUGGCUGCACGGGGACCUGCGGCAGUAUGACAUCAGUAACCCGAAGAAGCCCCGCCUCGUGGGCCAGAUCUUCCUUGGGGGCAGCAUCGUGAAGGGAGGCCCCGUGCAAGUGCUGGAGGACCCGGAGCUCAGAUGCCAGCCAGAGCCCCUGGUGGUCAAGGGAAAACGGGUGGCUGGAGGCCCGCAGAUGAUCCAGCUUAGCCUGGACGGGAAGCGUCUCUACGUCACCACGUCGCUGUACAGUGCCUGGGACAAGCAGUUUUACCCUGAUCUCAUCAGGGAAGGCUCCGUGAUGCUGCAGAUUGAUGUAGACACUGAAAGGGGAGGCCUGAAGCUGAACCCCAACUUCCUGGUGGACUUUGGGAAAGAGCCCCAUGGCCCAGCCUUGGCCCAUGAGCUCCGCUACCCCGGGGGUGACUGCAGCUCCGAUAUCUGGAUCUGAAGCCCACUCCCCCACCACCCCUAACCCACAUUCGGAACCCUCACCUCAGAGGGACCCGGCUUCACUCUCCUCACUCUUGAUCCCCAGCCCCUGAAAGCUUGUCCCACCAAAGCCAAACCAAGACUGUAGGAGCGUUGAGCGGUGUCUCCAUUUAUGGCCCACUUGCUGUUUUUGCUCACUUUCACUGUUUUUACAACUGCUUUUGCAAUCACCAAGAAAUAAACUGGUGAACCUCUU
Molecule: messenger RNA, 1762 nt
Organism: Lepus europaeus (European hare)
Lineage: Eukaryota; Metazoa; Chordata; Mammalia; Lagomorpha; Leporidae
Gene: SELENBP1
Product: selenium binding protein 1
Exons: 12
Coding region: 107-1525 (472 amino acids)
Molecular function (GO): selenium binding
Source: RefSeq, a predicted model, not a curated record